AUGCUGAUAUCACAGGGUCUAAGCGCCCUGAUAUGGUGCACACUCGCACUCGCUACCACAUCUCCGCAAGACCUCGUGUCUUCAUCAUCACAGGUCCAGCCUCAGCUUAACAUCGCCGACUCACAGGUUCGCCAGGGUGACUUCAUGAGCCAGCAGGAUGGUGGGGAAGUUGGUACUCGAUCCAAGGGCUUGCCGAGUUGGAGGCGGAGGAAGUCGAGACAGUCGAGGGCGGAACAGAGCCGGAUGUCAACUCGGCUCGUGGCGAGGCAGGAGGGCGUGUGUUCAAAUUCGUUGGUGUGCCCGGAUGGUUCGGGGACGUUCCAGUGCUGUGGGGAGGGAUUUCGGUGUUGUGUCGAGGAGGACGGAAGCGGAGCGUGCUGUCCUAUUGAGCAAGGGGAGCCGGAAGUUCAGGAGGUGGGCGGUUGUGUUGGUGAGAGCUGCUCCGAGGCCGAAGCAACCGCGAAAGCUGGUGCUGUGCCAACAGCGGUCCUCACCACAACAGUGGUACGGACGGUGACAGUGGGAUCUAUCACCCAAACCGUCGUUGUCCCCAUUACUGUCUCUCAAACCCUUACUUUUCUCGAUCCUGCGCUUCGCACGCAGACUAACACCGUAACAAUCACCUCAGAAGUUCUUGCGAGGAGGCAAGUCCGACGACAAGAAGCUUCAAUUCCUCAGACAGAGGUCCGCAACAGCACCAUUACAGCAGAGGCGGUUCAACCUACUACUCUCACCAGCGCGAUCGCGAGCAUUCCCGGAGCAGCUGCUACUCAGCCUGCCGUUCUCGCAUCUGAGAGCGACGUGUCUCGCGAUGCGCUAAAAACUGUCACGGUGACGACGACGGUUGAGGUUGUGACUACCGUGACAGGAAUUGUCACCGUCACCUCUACCAUCCUUAACACCGUCUUCGUAACUCUGACUCUGGCCCCUAGUGCUACUACGACAGUCUUUGUCACGGCCACUGUUCGCCCUCGUCCCGAGAUAACCGGGGGCCAACUUCCGGGCGGCUUCAUCCCACCCACAGGCAACGAAGGUCUCCUCCCACCCAACCCUCCGAUUCUCCCCUCCGGAAGCAGCCCGAGCAACUCCCCCAUCCCCCCAGGAGCCGGCCAAAACCCCACCAUCACGGCUGGCACACCGCUUCCUCCCGGCGUCACCGGCGUCCUCCCACCAGGCAACCCGCAAUCCAUGAUGCCCACUGCCGAGAACCCCUCGGGGUCUCCGACCUCCCCCGUCAGGCCCAUCCCGGGGUCUUCCCUCACAUCCGACGAAAUUGCCGGCAUCGCCCUCGGCAUCAUAUUCGGCCUCUUCUUCCUCAUCCUCGCCGGUUUCCUCGUAUACCGCCUAAUCAAGAAGAAGGAAGCUCUCGAAAUCACCCGUCACCACCAGGAGAUGGCUUCGUCAGGAUCUGGUUCGAUCCCCGUCGGCGCUGCCAGCAUCCUCUCCAACUCGACGCAGAACCGCCUCAUUCGGCCCGCACCCGCGGCUGUCCUCGCCAGCGACGGAACUACGAGUACUACGCCCGGUGAGGGCGAGGUUCGCAUCGUGAUUCGACCGGCACCCAGGCGCCGAACGCAAAGCUCGGGUCUCUUCCCUCCUUCGGGCCAAGGGUCUCGCGCCGCGUCUGGUUCGUCGUCUACCGGUGCGCCACCUGUAGUGGCGGAGGGGAGCAGAAGGGCUCAGUUCCCCAGACCGCCAGGGUAUAGUGGGCAGACGUACAGCUUCUUCGUCGAGGAGAGCGGGUCGACGUCACCCAUGGAUCCUAACGCGUGGAGUCUGGCGAGCGACCACGGGAGUAGGAACGAACAGCAAAAUUCUCCUACGGAUAAUAAAUGGAGCCCUACUUCACCGCGGACUUACGACGUCGUUUCUAGGGAUGUCGGUAAGGGCAGUGGCAGUGGUGGAGGCGAUUUCCUAAGCGUCGGGAGGGCGCUAUCGCCUUGGAAACCGGUAUAA
Scedosporium apiospermum is the source of this 1956-nucleotide messenger RNA. RefSeq lists its product as uncharacterized. The coding region runs from base 1 to 1956 and encodes 651 amino acids. The transcript is spliced from 2 exons. Lineage: Eukaryota; Fungi; Ascomycota; Sordariomycetes; Microascales; Microascaceae. The record is from RefSeq and is a predicted model, not a curated record.